UCUGGCGGCAAUCUCGUGCUCGUGCGUGCGAUGAUGUGGGACGAGAAGAUAGUCGCGUUGUUGUAGCGUUGUGGCUCGACCGAUUCAGGGAGUGUUUAUUUAGUACGUGUACAGAUUAUUGGCGCGCGGUGUUUGGAGAAAGCGAAGUUUUAUUAAUUAGCACGUUUAAAACUUUCAUUAUUGUGUAAAUGUAAAUAUGGCUCCAUUCAGUCCCCAGGCAUUGACUCCUCGUAAGCGUCAAAUAGAAAAAUCAAUAGAAAAAGCUGAUAGUAUAAUUCGUUCAGGUACUUUGGGAAUCAAUAAGAGAAAUUUCUAUGGAAGUAUCAAGAGAACAAGGCCAAGGUUGAGUCAAGAUUGUCUAGCCAAAGAACAAGAUGAUGUGAAGAAAGUUGAUGUAUAUGAUUUUGAUGAAAAUGGUGAAGCGCUUCAAGAAUCAGUCUUUUCUCGCUUAAUUAAACCUCACGAAAUAGGAUUUCCUAAUCCUCCUGGGACCAACAUAUGUUGGAUGAAUGCAUCCCUGCAAAUUAUUUUGGGAAUGAGAUGUGUUAUUGAUGAUCUUGAAUAUCCAGGAAAUGGAAGUCCCCUUUCUCGUAAUCAUUUGUCGUCCAUACUUCAGUCUUUCUUAGAUGUCCUGAGACAGUACCGAAGAGGAAGGUUAUUGCCUGUACAUAAGAACCUGAGCAAUCUAAGAGCUGCUUUGUCAACAUUGGACUCUGGAUUCGCUUGUGAAUAUCAGCAAGAUGCUCCAGAAUUUUUGAUUCGUCUCCUGGAUAAGUUUAGAGAAGACUUCUAUGAAAUGGGAAAAUCUGAGAAUAACAAUGGUGAAACAAUCCCAUUAAAGGAAUUGAGUUUGAAUAACUGUAAUGGUUCUUUUACUCAGUCAUGUGGUAAUAAACGGAGAGCAAACCCAAUUUGUGACAAUUUGCAAUUUUCAAUGAAGGAGAAUUAUUGUUGUACAAGUUGUGGAAUGCAGAGUGAAAAGUCUCAAGAGCAUCUCGCACUGUAUGUGGAUGUCCCUGUGGAAAAGGAGGCUUGUACUUCAGUUAAGUCUGCAUUAGAGCAGUAUAUGAAGACUCACAUUCGAGAAUUGCGAUGUGAAAAAUGCGAGGGUGCCCAGUGUCAAGUUAAUACUGUAUUUACUCAGUUGCCAAGAUAUCUCCUCAUCCAAGUGAAACGAUAUACCUAUUUGGAACAUUUAACUCAGAAAAUAACCAAUUUAAUUGCUAUUCCAUUGGAAUUAAAUGUUGGCAAUGUAGUGGAUAGCAAUGUUAUUUUACCAAAACCACUGCCUACAGACCAAGAGAAAGAAAAUGACAUAAAUGCUGAAAAUGAAGUUACUGAACCAACAAUUAACAAGAAAAAUGGUUAUUUAGAAGAAGAGGCAGAAAAUUAUGAUUCCAAGUAUUGCUACAGGCUUACUGGUAUUUUGUCACAUCAUGGAGAUAACCCCAAUACUGGUCACUAUGUAGCUGAUGUUUUUCAAAGCAUUCCUCAACGAUGGUAUCAUUAUGAUGAUGAAAAUGUUGAAAGUGCCGGAGAAGAUGAAGUACUUGAUGAAUCACGAGAAAAAAGUGGUUAUUUAUUUGUCUACACUUACAGGUUUGAACAAAAGUUCUUAAGUUCAGCAUUACAUUGGUUAAUAUGUAUAAAGAGUGGUAGAAAUAUAAUAUUUGUAGUACAGUUGUAUCAACAUGACUCCAAUUAUGUUUUAAAGUACAAAGGAAACUUCAAUAUAGUUUUGUACAAUAAAUUAGUAAACUGA
Gryllus bimaculatus (two-spotted cricket) is the source of this 1762-nucleotide messenger RNA. Lineage: Eukaryota; Metazoa; Arthropoda; Insecta; Orthoptera; Gryllidae. The record is from the annotation of a GenBank genome assembly.